This is a messenger RNA of Paramormyrops kingsleyae, 1904 nucleotides long. NCBI's taxonomy places the organism in Eukaryota, Metazoa, Chordata, Actinopteri, Osteoglossiformes, Mormyridae. The record is from RefSeq and is a predicted model, not a curated record.
AAACCUGUCAUAGCUUUUAAAGGAGCCAGUGUCAGUGUGUGACAGAGAGCAGCAGUCACUGGGACUCAGUGUGUACUUUACCUCAGUGCUCCUCCCUCUGUCCUGCAGCCAUGAAGCUCCUACCAGCCCUGCUCAUCCUCACAGCACUGGCUCUCUCAGGUGUGAAGGCUCAGAUUGUAAUGACUGAUUCUGAACCAGUGCUGAAGAGACCAGGAGAAUCACACAAACUGACAUGUACAGCCUCUGGGUUCACAUUCAGUAGCUCUUAUAUGCACUGGGUCAGACAGGCUCCUGGGAAGGGACCGGAGUGCAUCGUUUGGAUAAGCAAUAGUGGUGGUACCACUUACUACUCCCAGUCUGUUCAGGGCAGAUUCACCAUCUCCAGAGACAACGGCAGGAACCAGCUGUAUUUACAGAUGAACAGCCUGAAAGCUGAAGACACGGCUGUGUACUACUGUGUCCCCGGCCCACCAUAUAAUUCCGCCUAUCGUGGUAAAGGCACGCAAGUCACUGUCACCAACGCCCUGUCCAGUAGGUCCUAUUUGGAUGUGACCCUGAAGCCCCCAAGAGUAAAAGAGAUGUUCAUAGAAAACAAGGCUGUGCUGGAAUGCAUCAUCACUGGACAGGAUGAAGCAAUAAAAGAAGCUGAAGUGACCUGGAUGUUGGACAGUGUACAGGUCACAGAUAAGAUUACACAGACCGGUCCAGAAAAGGCAGAUCAGCUCUUCAGAAAGAGCAGCAUCCUGACUCUGGCAGCGAAGGACUGGGAAGGUGGCAAAACAGUGAAGUGCAGUGUGCAGCAGAAGGGUGGUCCUACUACCACAAAGACCCUCAGUUUUAGGCAAAAAGGUACUAUGAGACCUACAGUCUCCAUCCAAACACCAUCUCCUGAAGACCUUGAUGGAAAAAGUGAAUUCUUCCUGCUCUGCCUGGUAACAGGCUUCUAUCCUAAGGAAAUAUACAUCAUGUGGCAAGUAGAUGGGGGCCAGUAUGAGGAGGGUGUUACUGGAGAGCCAUUCUGGACUGGGGAUAAAUACUCGGUCACCAGUCUGUUUAAGGUAUCAAAAGUGGACUGGGACAAAGGCACCAAGUACAACUUUCAUUCCUUCAGGAGGAGCAGCAUCCUGACUCUGGCAGAGAAGGACUGGGAAGGUGGCAAAACAGUGAAGUGCCGUGUGCAGAAUAAGGGUGGUCCUACCAUCACUAAGACCCUCAGUCUUGCACAAAAAGGAUCUACGACACCUACAGUCUCCAUCCAAACACCAUCUCCUGAAGACCUUAAUGGAAAAAGUGAAUUCUUCCUGCUCUGCCUGGUAACAGGCUUCUAUCCUGAGGAAAUAUAUAUCAUGUGGGAAGUAAAUGGGGGGAAGUAUGAGGAGGGUAUUACUGGAGAGCCACUGAAGACUGGGGAUAAAUACUCUGUCACCAGUCUGUUUAGAGUCUCAAAAGUGGACUGGGACAACGGCAACAGGUACAGCUGCAGCGCCAGACACGCAUCUCAGGAGAGAAAGCAGAUACCUGCAGUGAAUCCUGUCUCCAAAUUAACAGCCAUGAAGCUCCUACCAGCCCUGCUCACCCUCACAGCACUGGCUCUCUCAGGUGUGAAGGCUCAGAUUGUACUGACUGAGUCUGAACCAGUGGUGAAGAGACCAGGAGAAUCACACAAACUGACAUGUACAGCCUCUGGGUUCACAUUCAGUAGCUAUUAUAUGGGCUGGAUCAGACAGGCUCCUGGGAAGGGACUGGAGUGGAUCGCGUAUAUCGGCACUUACAGUUCCCCGAUCUACUAUUCCCAGUCUGUUCAGGGCAGAUUCACCAUCUCCAGAGACGACUCAAACAGCAGGAUGUACCUGCAGAUGAACAGCCUGAAAGCUGAAGACACUGCAGUGUAUUACUGUGCUUGA